This is a messenger RNA of Phragmites australis (common reed), 1571 nucleotides long. Its product is annotated as gibberellin 2-beta-dioxygenase 5-like. Gene Ontology annotation, molecular function: dioxygenase activity. Lineage: Eukaryota; Viridiplantae; Streptophyta; Magnoliopsida; Poales; Poaceae. Bases 346 to 1356 code for a protein of 336 amino acids. The transcript has a single exon. The record is from RefSeq and is a predicted model, not a curated record.
UUAUUCUUUACACCGACAGACCUGAUCGUGAUUCGACCCAUCUGGGCACCAAAUUUGCACUCGUUUUCUUUCAAGAUUUGUAUCUCGUCUUGAUAGAGAGAAUCAUAUGAAGGUUGGGCACAUGAUCCUUGUCUUCACUCGCCCAUGACCAACUAGUCCACGAGAAGAGAGAGAGGGAGACUGCAUCAUCAGCCAGCAGGUGACGUGAAUCAGAUCCUCCUCACUCAACUGAGCUUCCGUAUUUCCUCUCCUCUCCAUCGAUCCCCUCGCGACUCCUGAGGUGCAGCUCAGUUUCAGCUUGCCUGGGACCAGAGGAGAUAGCCAGGCAGAGAGAGCGGGGGAUCGAUGGAGAUGGCGGAGGAAUCACCGGCGACGACGACGCCCAUGGCGGAUCCGUCGUGUCCGCCGUUCCCUCUUCUCGAGGAGGAGGGACAGCACGAGCACGAGCAGCGGGAGGAGCAGGAACUGCCGCAUGGAGGAGAGCUGGAGCUCCCUACGGUGGACCUGGAGGCGCCGGGGGAGGCGCUGGAGGCGGCGUGCCUGCGGCUGGGCGUCUUCCGCCUCGCCAACCACGGCGUCCCCGCGGGCCUCUCCGCGCGCCUCUUCGCGCUGGCACGCGACCUAACGGGCCGCACGCCGUUCGAGGACAAGCAGGCCCAGCCCGGCUACUUCUGGGGCACGCCGGCGCUCUCGCUCCGCGUCAGGGACGUCAACUGGGUCGAAGGGUACCACGUCGCCUUGGGCCAGCCGCGGCCCAUCGCUGUCGGGCCCUCCUCCUCCGCUCCCGCGCUCGGGGACCUCGCGAGCGAGUACGGCCAUCACAUGGCGCGCGUGGCGCGGAAGCUGUUCGACGCCCUCGCGGCCGCGCUGGGACUCGACGCCUACCAGACAGCGUCCUACCUCGCCGAGCACGAUGGCACCCUGCGGGUGUACCGCUACCCGCCCUGCCCUUCCUCCGGCCACCUCGGGAUGGAGGCCCACACCGACAGCUCUGUCCUCUCCAUCAUCAACCAGGACCUCGUCGGCGGCCUGCAGGUGCUCCACGAGGGAGCGUGGCGCGACGUCGCGCCGGCGUCCCCCGGCGGCGGUGGCGACACGCUCGUGGUCAACCUGGGCGACAUGGCGCAGGCGAUGAGCGGCGACGUGUACCGGAGCGUUCGGCACAGGGUGGCGGCGAGCCGGGCCAAGGAGAGGCUCUCGCUCUGCUACUUCGCCUUCCCGCGAGACAACGCCGUCAUUAGCUGCUACAGCAGCAGGUACAGGCCCUUCACCUACGGCGAGUUCCGGGAGCAGGUGCAAGCCGACAUUAAGGCCACCGGCUCCAAGGUCGGCCUCGAACGCUUCCUUCGCCAUUAAUUCGAUUUGAUCAAGGUGCUCUACGUUUGAGUUGGCUCUGCACUUCACUCGAGUUCAUGCUCAUCAUCUCCUUUGGAGUUGAUGCUCUAGAACAGUUUGAGUUAGCUCUGAUUGUCGACGAGUGUUUUUAGGGCAAAUUACAUUGGAAAUGUGAUAAUGCUAGAUAAUUUUCAAAGUUGCAAAUCACUUGAUGGAAAUUGAAAAUAAAAGAUCUC